UUUAUUACAUUUGUAGUCGGCCGCCGGUAGAGGUUCCGUUCAGUGCGCAGGCAUAGGAGUUCGAAUCUCACCACGCCUCACUCGAUUUGGAGAGACAGACAAACAAUCGUCGUGGGCGAAUAGCCCAUUCUCCAAUUGUCGGUACGUUUCUACGGAUGGACUUUGGGAUAGUAGUCGCGUCGUGAUUGUCAUUUGCAUUAACAGAGUUUGUGGGGUGGUGCCCUUCAGUACUCAAAAUUCACUACGCGUUGCGUGCCGGACAAUUUCAGUGUUUUCGAAUGAUGAUGAUGGACAAUUCCGGUGUAGACUCUGCCAGUGAUCAUAGUAGUCACGCUUCAUCCGGCUCCCCAGCUGUUGCCAUUAAACAGUCUCCAUCUCCCCCGACUAACAACAACAACAACAUCUCCAACCACCACCACCAGCAUCAGGUUCACAGUCCUCAUCAGGCUUCUCCUUUGGGCCCUCCAAUGUCGAUGGCUCACCCUCUAAGUCCUCCACCGGUAUCCAGUGCCUCUCUGGCCAGAAGCAUGGCUUUGAGCCACCUGCCCCCGCCAGGCCUGGGCCUCUUAAACUCCCUUGGGGUGCUGCACAAUCCCUUGGACCUGAUGGCUCAUCAUGGGCCUCCACGCUCUUACAACUCACCGCCACCAAUAUCCACGUCUGAUCCGACAGCUAAUGAGUGCAAACUGGUCGACUAUCGUGGUCAGCAAGUGGCAGCUUUUAUCAUUGCCGGUGACACGAUGCUUUGUCUGCCCCAAGCGUUCGAACUGUUCUUGAAGCAUUUGGUUGGAGGGUUGCACACAGUUUACACUAAGUUGAAGAGACUCGAUAUCGUUCCGCUGGUUUGUAAUGUGGAACAAGUUCGCAUCUUGAGAGGGUUGGGCGCUAUACAGCCAGGUGUCAACAGAUGCAAACUCUUAUCAUGCAAAGACUUUGAUACUCUCUAUAAAGAUUGCACCACUGCCAGUUCCAGGCCCGGCCGACCGCCAAAAAGAGCCCCCGUAGGACUGAGUCUGGCGGCGUCCCAUCUUCAGCACCAGCAGCUGAAGAAGCAGCGAAUGGACAACGGCGAUUAUCCUUACGAGAAUGGACACAUGGGUGAUAUGGCCCGAUUAGAAAAGUCGCCUCUUCUCGCCAAUGGGUACAAUCAUCCUCCUCACUUGAGCCAUAUGCAGUUCAUGCAACUACCGCAUCCAGCUGCUGCACAUUCGGCACUGUUAUCGCCUGCAAUGCCUCACAAUCUCAGCAGGCAUGACGGAUCCAUCAUCAAAAAUCAGGGAAUGCCCACCAUGGAAGCAAUCGCUAGAUCAGGAAUAUGGGAAAAUUGCCGGGCAGCUUAUGAAGACAUAGUAAAACAUCUCGAACGGUUGAGAGAGGAACGAUGCGAUCCAGACAGACCAAUGACUUUAGAUCAGAAACCUAGAGACCUCAGUAGUCCCAGAAAUGGUUCUCCUACAGAUCAUAGUCCAGUUCUGAACUUAUCAAAAAGUGGUGGAGGCAGUGCCGGCUCUUUAGGAGACAACGAUCAUUCUGAAAGUGAAGCAGAUGGUCCCGACGUGCCUCCAUCGCCUCGAUCGCCUCGAUCCGCUGUGGAAGACGAUGAGGAGGACAACAUUUCGGAACCCGAAGAUGAAGAGGAGAAAGAUCAAGAUAUGGAUGAUGGUGAUCUGCCACUGCCAGCAGCGCCUGGUAGCGACUCGCAACAAGCCGCCCUUAAUUACUCGACUCUUGCGAGUGCUGUUGCGAGUGCAAACGGGCCUUUACCCGAUCCCGGUAUAUCUUCGACUGAAACUCUGCUCCGAAAUAUACAGGGUCUGCUCAAAGUGGCGGCCGAUAAUGCCCGACAGCAGGAGCGGCAAAUCAACUACGAAAAAGCCGAACUGAAAAUGGAAGUGCUGAGAGAACGGAACGAAAAAGAUGGUUUGGAGCGGCAACUGCACGACGAGCAAAAAGUUAGGGCCAAUUUCCAAAAACGACUCAGAAGAGAGAAACGCACCAGGAAACGGCUUCAGGAUCAGCUGGAUUUGGAGAUGAACAGAAGAGCACAAUUGGAGGAAGCUCUAAGAAGUGCAGGUGCAUCGGACCAAAUUGAUGCCAUCAAUGAUUCGCUCACUUCACGUGUUUUCUUCAACUGGUUGAUGCCUCUAGAAUCUUCCAGAGAUAGAGAGAAAAUCGCCCAAAUUCAGCUGCAACAACAACAGCAGCUACAGCAGCAUAACCAGCCAGAGCCAAAGGCACAGCAACCCAAAGCUCCAACUCCUAACCAAAUGGUUCCAAUGCAUCAAUCUCCAUUAGCGCCCCCAUCUCACAACAUAAUGCGCCCACCUUCUACCGAGCGGAUUCCUGAACGGGUGGACAGAAUCAAGCAGGAGAUAGAAGAACCUUCGCCACAAUAUGUGAGGGAACUCAGAGAGCCUCCACCGCCUCCACUACCCCAAGAAAAUAAGGUCUGGGGCUACUCCGGCUUGGAUUUGAUUAAUAGUGGCGCCACGUUCUGGCAGAAUUACUCAGAAACUCUGGCCCAAGAAUUGAAAAUCGAACAAAAAUCCCGACAACAACAAGCCGAAAGAGAAGUGAAAUCACCUCUUCAAGAGCGUGCAAGUUACUACAAGAGCCCCGUCAUGUUUACCAGUAGUGCAACGUAAAAAAGCAGAACAUUAGAACGAUGUGCUAAUAAUCGAACUUUUUAAGACAUCAACUACCUGCUGGACGAAUUGUUCAGCUUAUUAAUAAGACUUUUGUAAAAAAAACAAUCGGGAAUUAAGUGCUUGAUCUAGACAAUGUGCAUCAAUCCAAAGCUGCAUUUAUCAGUUUGUGAAUAUUAACGAAACUGUUUAUUAAGGUUUUAGUACCUAGAUAGUGAAAUUGUGCAACCUAUUAAAAAGUAAAAGUAAUUUAGUCCUGCUACUCAACUCUCGCAUACAAUAAGAAGUUUUGAAGCGAUCCUGUGUACAUAGUUCCACUAAUCAGUUAUUCAUGUAUUGUAAAAUAUAUACUUCAGCAGUUUCAAUGUAGAAAUGCAGGCAUAUCAGUAUAGGGUUUUAGUUUAACACCUAGAUAGUCCUAGCGAAAUUUAGAUUAAACUAAAAUCGAUGUAACAUUGAACAACUAUAUUUUCAUUCUACUGUUUGAGACUGACGAUGGCUAGAAGUGGAUGAUUUAGUUUUUAUCGGAAUUUUUGCUUUUGUGUAAAUGCAUUGUUGAUAGGCUUUUUACAAAAAAAAACAUUACAAUUUCUGAGCGCGAAAAACUGUGCUCUGGAAAUAAAUGGUUUCUACAAGACAUAAAAACUUGUUUCGGCUCAACAAAGAUAAUCUACCUAUAAAUCGCCUAGACAUUUCCCAGAAUUAAGUGAAAGAAUCUUUGAUGGCUUUUUGCGUUUUUUUCUUGGAGAAUGCAGUGAUGAUAUUUAUAACAUAAAACCUGGAAUGUGUGUAUUUAUUGUAAAUAUUUGCGUGUGUGUGUGCCUUGCAGAGAAUAAACAUAUAACAUAUUAAUUAA
Molecule: messenger RNA, 3501 nt
Organism: Dendroctonus ponderosae (mountain pine beetle)
Lineage: Eukaryota; Metazoa; Arthropoda; Insecta; Coleoptera; Curculionidae
Gene: dac
Product: dachshund homolog 2
Exons: 12
Coding region: 279-2645 (788 amino acids)
Source: RefSeq, a predicted model, not a curated record